Messenger RNA from Pediculus humanus corporis (human body louse), 1710 nucleotides. Its product is annotated as acetylcholine receptor protein alpha 1, 2, 3, 4 invertebrate, putative. Gene Ontology annotation, cellular component: postsynaptic membrane; synapse; neuron projection. The coding region runs from base 1 to 1710 and encodes 569 amino acids. Lineage: Eukaryota; Metazoa; Arthropoda; Insecta; Psocodea; Pediculidae. Gene Ontology annotation, molecular function: transmembrane signaling receptor activity; acetylcholine-gated monoatomic cation-selective channel activity. The transcript has 12 exons. Gene Ontology annotation, biological process: chemical synaptic transmission; monoatomic ion transmembrane transport; nervous system process. The record is from RefSeq and is a predicted model, not a curated record.
AUGUUUCGCCCAAGUCCGGGUGAAACACUUCGAGCCUGGCUGUUAUCCGCACUUGUAGUUCAUGGAGCCGUUGCUGGAAAUCCGGAUGCUAAACGUCUUUACGAUGAUCUUUUAUCUAAUUAUAAUAAAUUAGUUAGACCGGUUGUUAACACGUCUGACGUUUUACGUGUUUGUAUCAAAUUAAAAUUAUCACAACUUAUCGAUGUGAAUUUAAAAAAUCAAAUAAUGACAACAAAUCUUUGGGUCGAACAGUCUUGGUACGACUAUAAACUACGUUGGGAUCCGAAAGAGUAUGGGGGCGUACACAUGUUACACGUACCAUCGGAUCACAUAUGGAGACCUGAUAUCGUUUUAUACAAUAACGCUGAUGGUAACUUCGAAGUAACACUUGCAACAAAGGCAACAAUAUAUCAUCAAGGACUCGUCGAAUGGAAACCUCCGGCUAUAUAUAAAUCCAGUUGUGAAAUUGAUGUCGAAUAUUUUCCAUUCGAUGAACAAACGUGUGUAUUAAAAUUUGGUAGUUGGACUUAUGAUGGUUUUAAGGUCGAUUUACGUCACAUGGAUGAAAAAGCAGGUUCGAACGUUGUCGAAGUUGGCGUCGAUCUUUCGGAAUUUUACAUGUCUGUCGAAUGGGAUAUACUAGAAGUACCUGCCGUCAGAAACGAAAAAUUUUAUACGUGUUGCGACGAACCGUACCUUGAUAUCACGUUCAACAUAACCAUGAGACGUAAAACAUUAUUUUACACGGUUAACAUAAUAAUACCCUGCAUGGGAAUUUCAUUUUUAACCGUUUUAACAUUCUACUUACCGUCCGACAGCGGUGAAAAAGUGACGUUGUCUAUAUCGAUACUCAUUAGCCUUCACGUGUUUUUUUUACUAGUCGUCGAAAUUAUACCUCCUACGUCACUCGUCGUACCUCUUCUGGGAAAAUAUUUAAUAUUUGCCAUGAUUUUAGUUUCCAUAAGCAUAUGCGUUACCGUCGUCGUUCUUAACGUUCAUUUCCGGUCACCUCAAACACAUAAAAUGGCGCCUUGGGUUAAACGUGUUUUCAUUCACAUACUUCCAAGACUUUUAGUUAUGAGGAGGCCACAAUAUCAAUUCGAACCGCACAGGUUCAUGUCUAGAAGAGUUGUUGUACAUACGGUUAAAGGUAAAGAAGUACAAUCUUCUUAUUGUCCGUAUCCAUAUCAAACAACAGCAUCGACGGAAGAAUCAAAAAUAUCCGAUACAAUAAGUACAGUUACAAGACAAAGGACACUUUCAAAGGAAGAUUUUUCUCCAGAAAGUUUAAUCGAUGGGGGACCAGUUUUUGGCGGAAGUUGUCAAAUACACGGACCACCACAAUCAGAAACAGAAGAAUUAUCAUUAUCGGGACUCAGCGAUGGUGAAGAAAUAAAAAGUCCAACAAUUAAAAAUCCUGCCUUUUCACAUUCUAUGUGCCCUUCAGAAAUACACAAAAGUUGUUUUUGCGUUCGUUUCAUUGCCGAACAUACAAAAAUGUUGGAAGAUUCGACAAAGGUCAAAGAAGAUUGGAAAUACGUGGCAAUGGUUUUGGAUAGACUGUUCCUUUGGAUUUUCACACUCGCCGUUUUAGUUGGUACGGCUGGAAUUAUUUUACAAGCUCCGACAUUAUACGACGAUAGAAUACCGAUAGACAAACAAUUUGCAGAAAUACAAACGUCGACGGUCAUUCGAUGUCCGCCGCAGUAG